This is a messenger RNA of Fraxinus pennsylvanica, 1131 nucleotides long. The record is from the annotation of a GenBank genome assembly. Lineage: Eukaryota; Viridiplantae; Streptophyta; Magnoliopsida; Lamiales; Oleaceae.
AUGGUAUCAGAAGUGCGGCACCGCACUACAUCAGCUCCCGUCUAUCCCUUUCAAACCCCUCUGUUUUUCUACCCUUCAUCUUAUGGAGAACAUAAAUAUGGCAUUCCUACACUGCGUUCAUUCUGCAAUUCUCCCGUUUUCUUCUCAGAUUAUUGGGAGGUUUUGAAGGAAAUCCAAGAAAUAUGCAGGAAUUCGACGGCAAUAGGCUCCGCGUCUUUAAAGUAUACGCAGACAAAUGCUGAUACUUUUGGUGGGAAUUUCAGUUUUGAGAAUAGAUUUUCUUAUUUCGAUCAUCGUGAGGAUGGAAGAGAAAUCCCGUGUGGAUUCUUCAAACGUUUUCCAAUCAGUAAUUCUGAUCAAACUGCAAUGGAAAAAUGCGACGGUUUGGUGGUAGUUUCAGCUAUAUUCAACGACCACGACAAAAUCCGGCAGCCAAAAGGCUUAGGAUCCAAAACCCUUGAUUGUGUAUGUUUUUUCAUGUUUGUGGAUGAUGUUACUCUCAAGGGAUUAAACCAUUACAAUUUAAUUUCAAGCAAAUCCAAGGAGUAUAAGAUUGGUGCAUGGAGAGUCAUUAAAGUUUCGAGCAAGCUUUUGUACGAGAAUGCUGCAAUGAAUGGAGCCAUACCCAAGUAUUUAAUCCAUAGGCUUUUUCCUAACUCAAGGCAUCCAUUUUAUAUUCAUACCAUGGAGGAGGCAAUGGCAACUGCUAGAUGGAAGAAAUGGUUGGAUGUGGAUGCAUUGAAGAUGCAAAUGGAGACAUACUGUGAACAUGGCUUGCAACCAUGGACGCCAACGAAGUCAUAUCCUACAGAUGUGCCGGAUAGUGCUUUAAUCUUAAGGAAGCAUAGUAUGGUCACGAAUCUCUUCUCCUGCCUUUUAUUCAAUGAAUUGGAAGCGUUUAACCCAAGGGAUCAACUGCCCUUUGCAUUUGUGAGAGACCAUAUGAGUCCAGGGAUGAAUUUGAACAUGUUCGAUGUUGAAGUUUUUGAACAAGUGGCAGUGGAAUAUAGGCAUAAUCUUAAACCUGGUGGGGCCAAUGUGGGGCCCAAGGUUAAGAAGGCAAAUUCUGAUUUGUUAGCCAAUGGUAGUUUUAGCAAAUGUGAGAAGUAUCUUUCAAAUAUGUGGGGGUGA